Messenger RNA from Hyaena hyaena (striped hyena), 3098 nucleotides. It is a transcript of the gene TSNARE1, whose product is annotated as t-SNARE domain containing 1. Gene Ontology annotation, biological process: vesicle-mediated transport. Bases 64 to 2466 code for a protein of 800 amino acids. The record is from RefSeq and is a predicted model, not a curated record. The transcript is spliced from 13 exons. Gene Ontology annotation, cellular component: nucleus; membrane. NCBI's taxonomy places the organism in Eukaryota, Metazoa, Chordata, Mammalia, Carnivora, Hyaenidae.
CGCGCGCGCGAACCACCCCGGCCCAGCUCCGUGGGAAGCAGUGGCCCUGCUCUCUGUGCAAAGAUGUCCUACGGAUCCAUCGCUGGCAGUAGUGGCCUGGGGAGCCAGAGCCCUUUGGGGGGACCCUCCAGACAAGGCUGUCAGCCCCUAGAGUGCGCUAAGUGUUGGACCGAGUAUGGAAUCCGCCAUUUCCCCUGCCCGUCGCCAGGGAGCAGCCCGCAGGACCCCUGUGUGGGCAAGGAUGGGGAAGGCGACCUGGGGCCAGCAGGCACGCCCAGAGGCCCAGGGGCCAGGAAGCGAGGGCCGGGGGCCGCCCCCGAAGGCAGGGAGCCCACCUCACCACCCACCACCAGCCUGAGGAGGAGGGACUCUGCCGGCGGGGCUCACGGCCGGCUGGCAGGGCCCGGUGCCACGCGGGCCAAGAAGAGGAAGCCCAACUUCUGCCCGCAGGAGACGGAGGUCCUGGUGUCCAAGGUCAGCAAGCACCACCAGCUGCUGUUUGGCCCGGGGCUGCUGAGGGCCGAGCCCACGCGCAGGUACCGCGUGUGGAGCCGCAUCUUGCAGGCCGUCAACGCCCUGGGCUACUGCCGCCGGGACAUCGUGGACCUCAAGCACAAGUGGAGGGACCUGCGCGCGGUCGUGCGGCGCAAGUUGGGCACCCUCCGCCACGUGGCGCACGGUCCCGGCCGGCUCUGGGCCUCGGCCCUCACGCCCGUCGAGCAGCUGGUGGCCAGGACCUUCUCCUGCCAGGCCCCGCCCCCCGACGGCUUCAGCCUGGAGCCGCUCAGAGCCACCCAGGUGGCCCCAGGGGACCUGCAGGAGCUGUUCCAGCAGACGUCGGCCCGCAUCUUCACGAUCAACUCCAGCGUGACCUCCUUGGAGCAGAGCCUCCAGUCCCUGGGGACGCCGAGUGACACGCCGGAGCUGAGGGAGAGCCUGCACGCCGUGCAGCAGGAGACCAACCGGAGCAUCGAGGCCAGCGCCUGCGCCGUGAAGCAGAUGGCGGAGCUCCUUCAGGGCUGCUCCUGGCAGGAGCGCCUCCAGCUGGAGCGGCUCAGGACUCAGCUGUCAGACGGCCUUGAGCGCUACGGCGCCGCGCAGCAGAAAAUUGUGGAAAAGUCCAGAGUUCUGCUUCCCAUGGCGCAGAGGGGUGCCAAACAGCAGCACAGCCCCGGGGCCCCUUUUGCUGAGCUGCCUGACGAUGGAAAGAUCUUUAACGGACGUGACGGCCUGUGGCAGGGCCAGGAGCAGGCGCCGCUCCCGGAGAUCACCGAGGACGACGUGGAGGCCGUCCAGCUGCGCGGGGAGGCCAUCCUGCAGAUGGAGAGUGACUUGUUGGAUGUAAAUCAGAUCAUCAAAGAUUUGGCUUCCAUGGUGUCAGAGCAAGGAGAUGCCAUUGGGUCCAGCAGCGGCAGGGCCGAGUGCCGGCAGAGCUGCAGCCCAGAGCCAGCUGUGGUGGCCCCCCGGUCAGGGCAGGGGCGUGCACCCCUGCGGCAAGGCCCUCACUCCCGCACCAAGACGCGGAAGCCCAACUUCAGCCCCCAGGAGACGGAGGUGCUGGUGCAGAGGGUGGCCCGCCACUACCCGCUGCUGUUCGGGGCGCUGCGGGCCACGCCAUCCCGGAAGCACCGUGUGUGGAGCAAGAUCCUGCAGGCAGUCAACGCCCUGGGCUACUGCCGGAGGGACCUGGGCGACCUCAAGCACAAGUGGCGGGACCUGCGUGGGGCCGUGCGCAAGAAGCUGACGGAGCACCCGCCGGCCCCCGGCCUCGUCCUCACCCCUGUCGAGCGCAUGGUGGCCGAGACCUUCUCGGCCCCGGCCCCGCUAGGCGAGGGCCAGGCCACUGAGCCCCUGCCAACGGACGAGGAAGAUGAGGCCCCCAGCUGCCUGUGGCUACACUUGCGGACACUGGAUGGGCCAAGCCUGCCCGAACCUGACCCCCUGGACCUACGAGGAGCUGUCCCUGCACCUGCCUCCUCACCCUCCCCACCGACCUCCCCGGCCUCCCUAGCCGCGGCGCCCCCUGCAGCUGCAAUCCCAGGGGCCCUUGGACCCUCCCCACCCUCCCCACCCUCCACCGCGCCACCCCCACCCCCUGGGCGGCCCGCAGCAGAGGUGUCCGAGUUUGAGCAGCGGCUGCUGGACUCCCAUCGGCGACAGGGCGCCCUGCUGUCCCACUGGUUGCAGCAGCAGAGCGUGCUGAUGGCCCAGCAGAACCUGCUGCUGCAGCGCCUGGCCGAGCAGAGCCAGCGGCUGGCCGACGGCGUCGAGGCCCUCAACCGGACCCUCGGGAAACUGGUGGAGGCCUGCGCCGCCCGGGGAGCCUCACCCACAGUCCUGGAUGGCACCCCUGCUGGCGGGGUGGCCUCUGGGCCCAGCAAAGGCACCCAGGGCAGCCCGCAGGGCUCCCACCCGGGCCUGGAGGACUUCUCAGGGAUGAUCCUGAAGGUGGAGGAGGAGGUCUAGGGUCUGGCCCACAGAGAGCUGCACGCAGAGCAGGGACCCCAGCCCUCCUGAGAGGCAGGCCGGGGGACAGCAGGGCAGAGUUGGGGCUUCGGUGGAGCCAGCGAGGACACAGGACACACUCGCGCAGGGAGAGGCUCCGGAGCCAGUCGGCGGGUCCUGGACAGGAGUUUACUCAGGGACCUUGUGGCUGGAAGGGGCCAAGGGGCGCUGGCAGAGCCCGGCCUCACUCCCAGCCCGCGCUCUCACCGGCUUGCCGAGCGCCUUGGAGGACGGAGCCAGCACCCCCUGCCGCCACAGGGGCUAUAGCGGGCCCAGUGUCCCAGGCCUGGAGGGCUGGUUCAGCGGGGUGUCAGGCAGGCCCCCAGGGUGUGACCUGGAGGGCCCGCCGGAAGCCCCUCCCCCUGGAUGCGUGGACUCGGUGGGCUGGGCUCCUGCGCUUUUCUUGGUUCUGCCCAAGGCACCCACGUCUUGCAGCCGGCAGUCACCUCCGCCCAGCGUUAGACCAGGUCUGUGGACACUUCUGGGCAUAUGUGCCACCUAGUACUGUACGGGGCGGGAUCCCAUUUUGUACCUACUGAUUUUUCUUGCAAAAAGAAUUAUUUUUCCUACAUAAGCAUAAAAUAACAACGAGA